Molecule: messenger RNA, 408 nt
Organism: Acaulospora morrowiae
Lineage: Eukaryota; Fungi; Glomeromycota; Glomeromycetes; Diversisporales; Acaulosporaceae
Source: the annotation of a GenBank genome assembly
AUGGAAAGAAUUUCUUCGAGUAAAAGAUGGAAAAAGGAUGAUGAGGAAAAACUACGAGAAAUCAUUAAAAGGGAACGCGCCAACAAGAAGGAAGAAGACCGGAUGGAUUGGAAGUAUAUUUCAAAAGAGUUUGGCAACAGUAGGGAGAUCAAAUCACUACAAGAAAAGUACAGAAAUUUCCUGAAAAAAGAAGUGUGGCUUCCGUAUGGAAAUGGAAAGAGACAAAUCCCUUUUACUAGCAAACACGUCACCUUAAUAAUGAACGAAACGUGGAAAAACGUCGAUAAUAAAAAUCGUUGGCGUAGAAUAGCAAACAUCAUCAACAAACAAUUUCCCUUGCAGGUUGACUGCACGCCCAAUCAGGUUAAAAACAAGUAUAACACCACGUUCCGAAAGCUUCGUACGUAG